ACCUAGCUAUCCAAUGCGUGUUAUAAUACUUUUAGGAUUGUUUAUUGCAUUUACCGCUAUUGUUGCGUUCAACUUUGUAUCAUUAUUUUAUGAUGUUACAAUAUUUAACGGAAAAUUAAAAAAAAGACUUGGCGCUGAAACCCAUACAGAAGCUAGGCAAAUGUCAUUCAUGUCAUCUUUAUUGGAACAAGCAGACAUCAUUACGAAGCAAAAUUGCACAUGGCCGCCACAUAAUUUGAUUGGACGUGAACCUCUCAACCGGACACUUUUUGACCUGAAAACGCUAAGUACAGUGUUUGGAUAUAUGAAGAAGGGCCACUUUAAACCCCAAAACUGUUCAUCGUAUCAAAAAAUUGCAGUUGUUGUUCCAUUUCGUGACAGAGAACCACAACUACGGAUUUUCCUCAAUAACUUUAUACCACGUAUUUAUCGACAGCAAUUGGAAUUUACUAUAUACGUUGUUGAGCAGACUCCUGGUAAUCCGUUCAACAAAGGUAUGCUUAUAAAUACUGGCUUUAUCGAAGCAAUGAAAGACAUGAACUAUGACUGUAUAGUAAUACAUGACGUUGAUAUUCUUGCUGAAGAUGACCGAAUUCUUUACACGUGUGGUGAUAAUCCAGCCCAACUCAGUACUAAGAUUCAGAAAUACGGAUAUAGGAUGCCAUAUGAGACAAAUUUUGGAGGUAUUGUCAUCUUUUCAACAGAACAGUUCAAAACAAUAAAUGGUUAUCCAAACCAAUUCUUUGGAUGGGGAAGUGAGGACGACGAGGUAUCUAGCAGAAUUCGACGAGUUCACUAUAAAUUGUCUAGACCAUUUCACCAAUAUGGCCACUGCGGGAGUGUGCAACAUCAAAAAGCAGCCAUUGCAACUGACAGGAUGAAAAUCAGAAGAAUUUCAGAAUCAAUUUGGAAAAAAGAUGGCCUGUUUGAUCUUUUCGAUCAUGCAUACACAAUUUUAGAAAAACAAACAAAGCAAUUAUACUUAUGGAUUUACAGAGAUAUUGAUAUGAAGAAAGUGCGUCAGAAAAUGGUUUCGUACAUACCUAUAGGCGGAAAAGUACACAAAUGAGAACAGUUUAAAAGAUACAAUCAUAUUUAUAACACUUUCAGACAAUUUAAUGUAGUGUAUCAUAAAAAGUA
Messenger RNA from Mytilus californianus (California mussel), 1140 nucleotides. RefSeq names its product beta-1,4-galactosyltransferase 5-like. Gene Ontology annotation, molecular function: glycosyltransferase activity. NCBI's taxonomy places the organism in Eukaryota, Metazoa, Mollusca, Bivalvia, Mytilida, Mytilidae. Bases 14 to 1069 code for a protein of 351 amino acids. The record is from RefSeq and is a predicted model, not a curated record. The transcript is spliced from 7 exons. Gene Ontology annotation, biological process: carbohydrate metabolic process.